Messenger RNA from Cladocopium goreaui, 926 nucleotides. Lineage: Eukaryota; Dinophyceae; Suessiales; Symbiodiniaceae. The record is from the annotation of a GenBank genome assembly.
CUCUGACCUGGUACAGCGACAAAACGCGUCAGCCGGCAAUGCCGGUCGCGCGUGAUGAAGGCUUCGGGGAGCUGCUGACGGCACAGAUGGCUGCCAUCCAACAAGUGCUGUCGUUGAACGAAGCUUUGUGCAGGAAGUUUGAAAAUCCUGAACAGCGGAAAGUGCACUGGACGAGGACCGGCAUCAACAGCAGCCCCGCCCUGUCGGAGCCCUUGCUGCCGCACGGCCAGUCCUCGCCGUGCUUGUCGCUGGAUGCUAACAAACGACCUGAUGUGGAGCAAGCUGAAUCCAGGUCGCCUCUGAGCGCGAUCUCCAAGAAUUCCCUACGAAACCAGGCCUUGCAGUUUGGCUCACGCUGCAGGCGAGCAGCCACCAGACUCACCAUGGAUGUGGAACAUUCUGGCAACUUCAUGCGUUACAACCGACCCAUCCUGGCGAACACCAAGGAUGUGCGCAGCCUGGCGAAGGGAGUCUUGGACUCGAUCAAUCAACAGGCCCAAGAUCCGGAAAAACUCUACGCUGAGAAGGGCUGCUGGUCCCACAUCGCACGCAGCGGGUGGUUCAAAAAUUUCACGCUGUUUAUGGUGUUGAUGAGCACGGCAUGGAUUGCGAUCGACACCGACUACAACAAACAAGAGAGUCAGUAUGGCUAUGUUUUUAAGACGGUGGACAACAUCAUUUGUGCAUAUUUUUGCGUUGAAAUCACCAUCCGCUGGUUCGCCUGUGAAGUUUGCUCAAGGGCCCUUAGUGAUUGCUCCUUUCUCUUUGACCUGUUCUUAGCAGUGACCAUGUCGAUUGAGACCUGGGGUGCUGAAGUCAUCUAUUUGCUGACGGGUCAGAGUGCCAGAAGCUCUGGAUAUCAAGGUAUCACUCCCGCCUUGCGGAGCCUACGACUGACGCUGGGCAUCAAGCUCGGACAUGGGGAU